This is a messenger RNA of Vicia villosa (hairy vetch), 656 nucleotides long. Its product is annotated as histidine-containing phosphotransfer protein 1-like. The record is from RefSeq and is a predicted model, not a curated record. Gene Ontology annotation, cellular component: nucleus; cytoplasm. Gene Ontology annotation, biological process: phosphorylation; cytokinin-activated signaling pathway; phosphorelay signal transduction system. NCBI's taxonomy places the organism in Eukaryota, Viridiplantae, Streptophyta, Magnoliopsida, Fabales, Fabaceae. Bases 43 to 504 code for a protein of 153 amino acids. Gene Ontology annotation, molecular function: protein histidine kinase binding; histidine phosphotransfer kinase activity. The transcript has 6 exons.
UAUUAAGUGACUGGUUAAAAAUUUGAGAGUAGUAUAGAACUAAUGGAUGGAAUGGCGGUUCAGCUUCAGCAGCAACUUUUUGAUUAUACUGCUUCUCUAUUCAACGAGGGGUUUUUGGAUGAUCAAUUUAAUCAGCUUGAACAACUUCAAGAUGAAACAAACCCAGAUUUUGUUGUUGAAGUUGUUACCCUAUUUUUUGAUGAUGCAGAGAGACUUCUUAAUGAACUCACAAAAUCACUAGGUCAAGAAAACAUUGAUUUUAGGAGGUUGGAUGCUUAUGUUCAUCAAUUAAAGGGUAGCAGCUCCAGCAUUGGCGCACAAACAAUUGAUAAAGCCUGCAUUUCUUUCCGCAACUUUUGCACAGAGAAAAAUGUUGAAGGGUGUUUGAAAAGCUUGCAACAAGUAAAACAUGAGUAUUCCUUGGUGAAAACCAAACUUGAGACUCUUUUCAAGAUGGAGCAGGAGCUUUUGGCUUCACGUUUAUCAGAUCUCAAAGUAGAGUGAUAUAAGAGGAACUGAUUUUAAUUUUCUAAUGCUGCAGUAUUAUGCAAACAAAACCAUAAUAUUUAUGUUGUAUUUUAAACUUGUUUAUGAUUUUGUACUAUGGAAUGGAUCUUGGUUUUUAUUAAAUUAGACAACAAUGUGAAUAACUCAUG